CUUCCGCGUAAUAAUUUUGAUGCAAUUCAAAUAGACGCAACUUAUAGCACUAACAAAAUAGGAUGGGAAUUAUAUGUGAUUAUGGGUGUGAUCGAUAGAACUGGUUUUCCUAUAAGCUACCUGUUAAUUGCUGCAGGAAAAAGCAGUGAUAUUAUGACAAUUUUAAUUCAAUGGAUGAGUGAAUUAAAAGAUAGGCAAUUGGUAAAUUUUCCUUUUAUUUUGAUAGAUAAAGACUUCAGUGAAAUAAAUGCAACUCAGAAAGUAUGGCCAAAU
Molecule: messenger RNA, 273 nt
Organism: Racocetra persica
Lineage: Eukaryota; Fungi; Glomeromycota; Glomeromycetes; Diversisporales; Gigasporaceae
Source: the annotation of a GenBank genome assembly